Messenger RNA from Myxocyprinus asiaticus (Chinese sucker), 2198 nucleotides. RefSeq lists its product as uncharacterized. The transcript has 2 exons. Gene Ontology annotation, molecular function: methyltransferase activity; 2-oxoglutarate-dependent dioxygenase activity. The record is from RefSeq and is a predicted model, not a curated record. The coding region runs from base 548 to 1474 and encodes 308 amino acids. NCBI's taxonomy places the organism in Eukaryota, Metazoa, Chordata, Actinopteri, Cypriniformes, Catostomidae.
GCUCUGGGGCAAGCUGGGGCAGUUCUGGGUCUAAUUCCUUCAUCUCAGUGACCGUUGACUCAUCAAGAGGGGGAUCCAAUAACGCAGCUCCUGAGAAAUGAACUUCUUCUGGGCUGCAAUUAUACCACUACAGGUACUACCAUGUCGUCAUAAGGCUCAUCAUGAGGCACAUCAAGACCCAGCUGCCCCCCUCACUGGUCCCCCUGCAGUUCACGUAUCGUCCAACUGCACAACAGAUGACGCCAUCGCCACCACCCUCCAUCUGGCCCUCACCCACCUGGACAAUAAGGAAAUAUACGUUUGAAUGUUGUUCAUAGACUUCAGUUCAGCAUUCAACACAAUCAUUCCUCAGCACCUGACUGGAAAGCUGAACCUGCUGGGCCUGAACACCUCCCUCUGCAUAUGAAUCCAGGACAUCGUGACUGGGAGACCUCAGUCAGUCCGGAUUGGGAGCAGCAUCUCCACCACCACACUGAGCACUGGGGUCCCCCAGGGCUGUGUGCUCAGUCCACUACUGUUCACUCUGCUGACUCACAACUGUGCAGCAAUGCACAGCUCGAAUCACAUCAUCAAGUUCACCGAUUACAUGACCGUGGUGGGUCUCAUCAGCAAGAACGACGAGUCAGCAUACAGAGAGGAGGUGCAGCAGCUAACGGACUGGUGCAUAACCAACCUGUCACUGAAUGUGGACAAAACAAAAGAGAUGGUUGUUGACUUCAGGAGAGCACGGAGAGACCACUCUCCGCUGAACAUCGACGGCUCCUCUGUGGAGAUUGUCAAGAGCACCAAAUUCCUUGGUGUUCACCUGGUGGAGAACCUCACCUGGUCCCUCAACACCAGCUCCAUAACCAAGAAAGCCCAGCAGCGUCUCUACUUUCUGCGAAGGCUGAGAAAAGCUCAUCUUCCACCCCCCAUCCUCACCACAUUCUACAGAGGGACUAUCGAGAGCAUCCUGAGCAGCUGCAUCACUGCCUGGUUUGGAAAUUGCACCGUUUUGGAUUGCAAGACCCUGCAGAGGAUAGUGAGGACAGCUGAGAAGAUCAUCGGGGUCUCCAUUCCCUCCAUCAUAGACAUUUACACCACACGCUGCAUCCGCAAAGCUACCAGCAUUGUGGAUGACCCCACGCACCCCUCACACAAACUCUUCACCCUCCUGCCGUCUGGCAAAAGUUACCGAAGCAUUCGGGCCCUCACGGCCAGACUGUGUAACAGUUUCUUCCCCAAGCCAUCAGACUCAACACUCAGAGACUGGACUGACAACACACACACACACACACACACACACACUCAACUGAACACCAUCCGACUCCCUUUGCAAUUUUGCACAUUUCUGUAUUAUCUACCCAAGUUUUUUUUUUUUUUUUGCUGCUACUGUAUUCAUAAAAUAUUGUACUUAAUUUACUUAUUGAAUGUUUACAUUCACAGCAUUUUCUAUUAUAUUGUAAUAUCUUUUAGCACUACCUGUUUCAUCUGACACUUUCACACUAGAACUGUGUACUGGUCGGCGCUGCACUGUCUCUUACUGUGCCUAUUGUCCUGUUUCAGCAAUUAUUGCACCGUCUUGUACUGUUUGCACACGUUUGCACAUGCACUUUAUGUAGAAAUGUGUAGGUCUUUUAGUUCUGUGUAGUCUCAUGUAGUUCUGUGUUUGUUUCAUGUUGUUUUUAUGUAGCACCAUGGUCCUGGAGGAACGUUGUUUCAUUUCACUGUGUACUGUAAUAUCUGUAUAUGGUUGAAAUGACAAAAAAAAAAAAAAAAAAAAAAAAAGCCACUUGAUUUGACCAUGUGUUUUGGACAUGUACCUUAGAAAUACCAUGGUUAUUCUGGAUCAUGUUGGUAGUUUCAUGUACCACUGUAGUAUCAUGGUACUCUUUGAAGUACCAUGAAAAUAACAUGGUAUUUGAAUGUGAUAAUCAUUUAGUACCAUGGUACGAAUAAACUACAAGUUAAAUAUGUUCCGAAAGAGGCUAAUAAACAUAAUAAGCAAAACAAGUAAAGCUAGAUUAAAUUAAAUGUAUAUACGUGUAGUCAUAUGUCAAACUGAAAGAGAUGCAUACAAAUUAUCGUUUGCAUAUCGAUAGGCCGAGAUGUUGUAAAUAAACGAUACACAUGAACAAGUCUCUGAUAUCACAUCAAUCAGCAGCACACAGAGAAGAGCAAACCUGCAUAUUUAGAUUCAGUACACUCAAACUAAUCGG